AUGUCGUCCCAUAUGCCAUGGGAGACGCUGACGCGCGAGACGAUCCGCGCGGUAGUCAAGGACCUCGGGCUCGCGCGGUACACCAAAGGCGUCCACCGGGAGAAACUCGUCCAGCUUCUGAAGGACGUCGAAACGCAAGGAUACGAAGCGGUGAAGCAGCGCCUGCAGGAGAUAGAUCGGCUUGAACGGGAACGGGCACGCCAGGGGAGCGUCGAGGUGGAGUACACCGGCCCACCGCUCAGCACGACUGCCUCGACAUCCGGCAUGCACCCCGUGGUGGAGAUUCCUUCGCGCGCGGGGCCAAGUCGUCCGCGCGACAAUGUGCACUCCAGCCCAAGCUCGCGAGGUGGGGCGUCUCCUCGAGCGAAGAAGCGGCGCAUUCCUCCCCCGAGCUAUGCCGUGCUCUUCCAACUCGAGCAGUCAAUCAGCGCUCCGUCUGCCGCCCCCAUUCCACUCAUGCACCCAGACCGGCCGUUUGAGGGGGUGUUUCUCCCGCCACCACGCCGGGUGCGCGAGGCCCCCGCGGAAGAAGACUUUCCGGAGUCGGCGUCGCAAGCACGGGGCAUGCAUGGGGGAGGUGGGGUGGCGGGCGCGUCUAGUUCUGCGAUGCGCUUAGACGCAGUGGAGGUUCCGAGGCCGGUGGGCGUGGUUAGGAAGCAGUGGAGGCAGGAGGCCGCGAGCAGCAGCUGA
Molecule: messenger RNA, 690 nt
Organism: Trametes versicolor FP-101664 SS1
Lineage: Eukaryota; Fungi; Basidiomycota; Agaricomycetes; Polyporales; Polyporaceae
Exons: 2
Coding region: 1-690 (229 amino acids)
Source: RefSeq, a predicted model, not a curated record